Molecule: messenger RNA, 918 nt
Organism: Naegleria gruberi
Lineage: Eukaryota; Heterolobosea; Eutetramitea; Acrasida; Naegleriidae
Exons: 2
Biological process (GO): rRNA base methylation
Cellular component (GO): nucleus
Molecular function (GO): 23S rRNA (adenine(1618)-N(6))-methyltransferase activity
Source: RefSeq, a predicted model, not a curated record
AAAAACAAGUAUUUGACAAAGCCUCCUAAUUUUGCACAAUUAGCAACAAAAUAUCCCUUCUUUGCACAAUAUGUUGAUUCGGAGGGAAAAGUUGAUUGGUCCAAUGCUGAAUCAAUGGUAAAUUUAACUAAAGUUCUAUUAAAAGAUGAUUAUCAACUUGAAUGGAAUUUACCUCUCAAUCAUUUAUGUCCUCCAGUUACGAAUCGAGUUAAUUAUAUUCAUUGGAUUAAUGAUUUAUUAGAAAUUGGAGGAAAUACUCAAUUGGAUUCUCAGAAAAUUGUUGGAAUUGAUGUUGGAACAGGUGCCAGUUGCAUUUAUCCAUUGUUGGGAUUGAGAAUUUAUGGAUGGAAAUUUAUUGCAAGUGAUAUUUGUGAGGAAAGUUUGGAAUUUGCAAAGAAAAAUGUGGAAAUGAAUGAAUUUCAGAAUGAUAUUUGUCUUGUUAAGGUUGAUAAAGAAUCGGGAGAUAUUUUGAAAAGCUUGAUUCCAUCCCUAAAGGAAAAAUAUGGAAAUUCAAAUGUGGAAUGGGUGAAUUCAUUUGAUUCUGUUCACUUUACAAUGUGUAAUCCUCCAUUCUUUGAUGUGGAUGAAGAGAUUAAGAGAAAUCCUAAUAAUGAUUGUCGAGGAAAUGAAAAUGAAAUGAUUACUGAAGGUGGAGAGGAAACAUUUGUCAAGAAUAUGAUGAACGAUAGUUUUUACUUGAUCAAGAAGAAGGAAACUUUUGAAAUAUUCAAGAAUUGUUGGUUCACUUCAAUGCUUGGUAAAAAGAAAACUCUACAAUCAUUGAAAGAAUACGUCAACCAACUCAAUGAAACAAUCAAGCUCUAUGAGGAUCAAUCUAUUCAAAAUAUGCAAUUGACCUUUCACAUAACUGAAUUUAUUCAAGGACAAACUACUAGAUGGGGUUUUGCUUGGAAAUUC